AUGAACCUCGAGAAGACCAUAAUGGGACCCCUCUACCGAGUCUAUCUCUUUCUUGUUUUCUUCAUCUCAGCCACAAUGGCUAUUCCUCAACAGACCGCCUCGAUCACUACGGCUGCAGCUCCGGCGGUGAUCACCCAAGGCCCCGAGCUCUUGUGCUCAAAUGGACAAACUGCCGUCUACACGACAGACUGUACAUUGGGAACCCCGGUUUCGUACUGCUCCAGCCAGGAACCGCCCCUGGAGUGCCCACAGGGAUCCUUCCCGUCCGUUUGGCAUCCAGAGCAUUGCAUGGAGCAAUCGAGCUGUUUCCCGCUCAGCGAACCCUGGAUUACCACGAAGUGCUCGAAUGGGGCUAUUCCGUAUUCGACGUCGACCAUAUAUCAGGGCACAUUGGCGGGAGGAGAAUCAACUGUGAUCAGGGGCAAAAGCCGACGGCCGAGGCUAACUGGAAUAUUCUCGCUUCUUGUAGGUGUCUCCUGCUCCUGUGCUACAAAUCAAUGGUACAGCAUGACCCUACUGUCAGGCUCAUCGAACUACGACACCUUCUGUAUGCCGUACAGCUACUGUCCACGGGGUAUGACGACUUCCGUCUCGAUCAAUGAGUACUGCGCCACCCAGCCGGUGGGCGUUUGCUCGGAUAUACCUCUGCAAGCCAACCUUUGUAAAUGUGCCUCCCCGGCGCAGACUCCAGUCUAUCCUGACUGGCCUGGAGCUAAUCCAACUGGGUGCGAGUACCGAACUCGAUGA
Messenger RNA from Penicillium egyptiacum, 747 nucleotides. Lineage: Eukaryota; Fungi; Ascomycota; Eurotiomycetes; Eurotiales; Aspergillaceae. The record is from the annotation of a GenBank genome assembly.